AUGGUAGUGAGAGUGACCAAAGGAAAUGGAAAUGUCUGUGGGGUCAAAACAACUCAGAAACAGCCGUCUACUCCAGUGAACUACGCUAAGGGCGUCUGGAUCAUCUGUAAUCUGUUGUUCAUUCUGAACUACACCUUGGGAUUACUUGGAUUGUUUGUGAAAACAGUUUGCCUAGGAAACAGGUGGAAUUGUCUACUGUUGAGUAUUGUAUUCGUGGCAUCAAUACUACAGAAUGUGAAGAAUGGCGGUGACUUAAUCAACAAUAGGAAUACGCUAAGUGUGAUGUUCUUCCUCUCUUUUCCAAGAGGAAUAUUUCUAUUGCCCUACUACAUUCUAAGCAUUUAUCACGUGAUUGGAAAUUACCAUAAGGAACUAAAAGAGACUGAAAAUAAGACACCAGCACAACAGGGGCUAUUUAUGGCUGUAAGUAGCAUCCAACACCAUUGUAGGAUGUUUGGAACUGCAUCAGUUGUACUCACAUUCUGUAACUGCAUUCUGGCAUUGUUCAUGUUUGAGUUGCACACAUUCUUCUUUCUGCUUCUGAUUGUAAGGCAGCAAUUCCAUGAAAAUGAGGCAAUGACUAAUCUGAUUUAUUGGCUUGUGGAUUUGAUGGAUAAUCACAUUCAUAAGGCACCAUCUGUAUUACAGCAGUUGUAUACGAAGAUUAAGAAGAUGAGCAAGAACAAGAAAAUAAACCCAGAAGCUAAGAAUAAAUAG
Molecule: messenger RNA, 717 nt
Organism: Enterospora canceri
Lineage: Eukaryota; Fungi; Microsporidia; Enterocytozoonidae
Source: the annotation of a GenBank genome assembly